AGUCUUCCAAACGUCCGCCAUAUUGUCGUUUCUUACCUGUCCUCCCGAAAUCGCCGUGGCUGUGGCGGCGGCGCCAAAGGGUCACGUGCGUUCACGUUAUGGAAUGCCGAAAUGAACAGAAACGGAGUGUGUCCGAUUCGUUUGUUGUUAGUUUAAGCGACGAAAUGAAAAACGAAACUCUUCAAGACGCCUUCCAAAAGUACAAGAAAAAACGAGAGAAUGAUAUGAGAAAGUGCAGAAAAAAGAAUAGGAAAAAACGUAGUGAGGCAACUCUGAGGGCGUUAGCAAACCCUGAGCGGAUGAUGGCGCUCAGGUAUAGACUGAUUGAACAAGCUAGGAAAUAUUUCGGGACGCCUUAUGCAAGGCGUUACUGGACGGAGAACGGUUAGUAGGUUAAUCGUUGACUUUCCCCAAGCCUCAAACAACUUAAAAAAUUACGUAAUUUACACCUUCAAAGAUUCCGAAUACCAUUCGAAACUGUUUCUCGACUGCUGUGGUCUUGUACGUAGAAUAAUGCGAGAUCUCGAAGAUGAAUUCGGUUUUCGAAUUGGGUCAUGGAAUCAAGCUUAUCAGCACGACACUUUACCGAUAACGGUUGAACGGGAGGAGGAUAUGAAGCCGGGCGAUCUAGUUUUCAUAUCGGCAGUUUACUAUAACGAAAAGAUGAAAAAGCAAAGGCAUAAUUUGACCCAUGUUGAAAUUUGGUUGGGAGAGGGACGUAAAACUAUCGGAUCACGUUGGCACAAAGGCCACGUUGGUAUUUUCGACGAUUACAGAUUUAAAAGCACUUCAUAUCACUCAAUGAAGUACAUUUUUAAGAGCAUAGACACCUGGCUGAUGGGAAUAUGCCGUAGCCAUUGUCCUGACCAUAAAUGGAAGAAUAGGAACGAAACUUAUAAGUCGACAAAGAAAUCUAUCUUCAAGAUACAAGAUGGCCAAUUAAAGAAAAAGAAUAAAUCAAAAAAGAAAGCCUCCACAGAAAUUUCAAACAACUGUUUAGAUCAGUUGAACUUGAAACCAUUACCGCCGAUACAAGUGAAAAAAGAAACUAAUACGCUAUCCGACUCUACUCUACCUGAGAGUUUGAAGCAAACAGAAAGUAAAUCUGUCGAACAAGAUAAUGAUGAAGAAAUAGAUUUAAUAAGCUCAGGUUCUUGCACUGAAGCCAGUCAAAUUGAAGAUGAUGAUUACGAUUUAGAAAAAGAGAAUAUAAAAGUUGAAAUUAUGUCUAGUGCUAAUUGUUCGUCUGUCAAAUCUAGUACUGCUGAUAGUGAGAAAGAGAAUAUUGAGGUUGAAGUAUUGUCAACCACAAGUAGUGGCUCAUCUGUAAAACUCCUUGGAGAAAGUACUAGACCGUCUUCCUAUACUUCCUUUAAAUUAGACUUACAAAAAGAUAUGAAACUCGUAAGCAAAACUCUGGAACGCCUUGAAGUUUCUGGUCGACAAUUGGUAGCCCCCUCUUUUUAUAUGGGACGACCGAAAACAACACCCGAAUCGUCAAAACACUCAUUUCCUUCAGGUUGUCAAUCGUUCAGCAGAGGAAAUGGCAACAAUCUACUCGUCAUAAAAUCGUAUAGUGCUCCUACAAGUCGGAGUCAGUUAGAAACAGUUAUGGGAAGAAGAGCUAGCGAUUCAAACGUCUUGAAAAAAAAGUAUUCAGAUCGUCAUACAAAGUGCCAUAAGGCCGAAAAAAUUGUAGGAAAAAGUGCGAGAAGCGAUAGCAUGGAAAAUACGCUCUCCGUGAAGCCGUCUUCUUUUAGCUCUAGACAAAAUCCGGAAAUAGAUUGA
This is a messenger RNA of Dimorphilus gyrociliatus, 1788 nucleotides long. Lineage: Eukaryota; Metazoa; Annelida; Polychaeta; Dinophilidae. The record is from the annotation of a GenBank genome assembly.